AUGCUUUCCUGGGUCCUGACCCUCGCAGUCUUCGCCGCGCUCGGGCGCGCGGACGUCUCCAUCUUCACUGACGGUGCCGGGGGGCUUUCGGCGGGCUGGGAAGACUGGUCGUGGGGCUCGACGCUCGACUACGCAUCCACGGCGAUUGCGGGGCGCAGCGCGCUGUCCGUGAACUCCACCGCGUAUUCCGCGUUCUCCGCCUACUCCGAGACGGUCUUUGGAACCAGCUACGCGGGGCUGCGGUUCGACGUCGCGGGGUCCGCGCCCGACGUCAGCAUCUCAUUGUCGUCGACUGCGGACAGCGACAGCAGCGAGUCGAUCGCGCUGUCGGCGUUGAGCAAGGACGUUAACCCGACUAGCUUUACUACGGUCACCAUAAACUUUCAAGACCUUCCGGACGGGACCGUGUUGACCAACGAUACCUGGAACCGGAUUACGUUUCAGGGUGGUGCGAACGGCGCCGUGUACUGGCUCGACAACAUCGUGCUGCUGUCGGAGAUCGUCGUCACCCCGACGUUCUUCAGCGCGGAGCCCCUGCUCGGAAACAUCGUCGCAGUUACCUCACAAGGAGCCGUCGACUUCUCGACUGUCUCAGUCAAUCUCAACGGCGAGACUGUCCCAACCACUCUCCUGACAACUUACACUCCCCCGGACACGCCCAGCAAGUCAAUCACCUACUUCCAGCUGAGCAAGUCCUUCGAGACCGGCACAGUCCUUAUCACAGCCGGCAACACGACGUACAACUACACUCUGCCCAAGCUUGAAUACGCCGCACUUACUCUCGGUAACACCAAGCCCAUCUCAAGCGACAUCUACGGCGUCAACUUUCCCGCGGACGCCAACUACAUCGACACGCUCGGCAUCACGCUCUCGCGCUGGGGCGGCAACGCGGUCACUGCGUACAACUAUGAGGGCGAUUUUACGAAUGCUGGCAAUGACUGGUACUUCGAGAACCGGAUCAGUAGCCCCACGUUCGAGCCGUGGCAUGAUAUGGUCAAGGGCGCGGGCAGCAAGUCCAUUGUCACCGUCCCCGCUCUAGAUUGGGUUGCCAAGGACGACACCUCUUACUCGUACCCGAAAAGCCUGUACCCAGAUCAGGCCAGUUUCGAUCCAUACAACCCUGAUGCAGGAGAUGGUGCAUGGCCGAAUGGCACCCAAUUUGGCACAGCACCGCCGCAGACGAACGUUUACAAGGAGUGGAAUGUCACAAACCAAAUUGCAUGGUUGAACUUCAUGUCAAUCAAGCCCGACAUCAUCACCGUGGACAACGAGAUUGAGAUUGCUUCAUCCACUCAUGAGGACAUGCACCCGGCUCCCAUGGACUACGAUGAAGAACUCUCCCGCGUGCUAUCUACCGCCAACGCUGCCAAAAACACUCUCCCAGACGUCCUCGUCGCGGCACCUUCCACUUGUGCAUGGUGGUACUACUGGACGAGUGUCGUCGGCUACACUGACAACGCGGCGCACGACAACAUCGACUUCCUCCCUUGGUUCCUGACCCAAAUGAAGGACGCCGAGAGCACGUACGGAAACCGCUUACUUGACUACCUCGACAUCCACUACUACUUUGGGGCCGACACCAGCGGCACCGACGCGGCCACCCAGGCCCUCAAGCUACGCAUGACGCGCUCCUUGUGGGACCCCUCCUACAUCGACGAGUCGUACAUCGGCACGAGCGUCCCCCCGCAGUGGCACCAGCCCAACCCUAACGCGGUCUGGCUCAUCCCCCGUAUGCAGGCGCUGAUCGAACAGAACUAUCCGGGCACCAAGCUGUCCGUUUCCGAGUGGUCCGCCCCUGACAACGACGUCACCGGAGGAUUGGUCACUGCAGAUGCGCUGGGCAUCUUUGGUGCCUUCGGCCUUGACGCCGCGACGUAUUGGGGCCAGCCUGCGAUCACCGACGGACCCGCGCUGGCGUACUGGCUCUACCGCGGGGCGGGCGUGCCGUUCGGGAGCUCGUCCGUCCAGGUGACGCUCUCGCAGAACAACACGGACACGCUUGGGGUGUACGCGAGCUCUACAGACAGCAAGAACGUCGCGCUCGUCAUUAUCAACAAGGACACUCAGCCGCUGGCCCUUGAUGUCGCCAAUCUGCCAACGGGCGAAUAUACGUUGAAGCACUUCGGUGGGAAUGCGGGGCUGGCGAAGUGGGUCACAACCGUCGACUUGUCGACGACGGAUUACUUGGUCGUGCCCGCGUGGACCGCUGUGUUCUUGGGGCAGUCGUGA
Molecule: messenger RNA, 2229 nt
Organism: Dichomitus squalens LYAD-421 SS1
Lineage: Eukaryota; Fungi; Basidiomycota; Agaricomycetes; Polyporales; Polyporaceae
Exons: 8
Coding region: 1-2229 (742 amino acids)
Source: RefSeq, a predicted model, not a curated record